ACAACAACGCAAACAAACAAAAGCUCACAAGCUUAUCAAAGUAUUCAAAGUUGACGAGGUAUUACAUUUUUCCUGCGAAACGGUACUACUGUGACAGUGGCAAUUUUAAAUGCUGAAUUUAAUAACCUAGUUGUAGAGCGUCAUGGCAAAUCCUGCUGUGGAAGUUAUCGAAGAAGAUGCCGCAGACCUGCAGUUUCCGAAAGAGUUUGAAAAUGCAGAAACCCUGUUAAUAUCAGAAGUUCACAUGUUAUUGGAGCAUAGGAAAGUACAGAAUGAAAAUCAGGAAGAUGAACAAGAAUUUUCCGAUGUCUUUAACAAAACUUUGACCUACACAAACCGCUUUAGAAAAUUUAAGAACACAGAUGUCAUUCACUCUGUCAGGAGCCUUUUACAGGUCAAGAAAUUGCACAAAUUUGAAGUAGCUGCUCUAGCCAAUUUAUGUCCUGAAACACCUGAAGAAGCGAAAGCCGUAAUUCCAAGUUUGGAAGGUCGGUUUGAAGAUGAAGAACUAAGGGUGAUCCUGGAUGACAUCCAAACCAAAAGGAGUUUACAGUACUAAGAAAGUUAGUCUCCUCAUCUUCUGGAGUUUUUUACUUUUUUUACCUCAAUACUUUCCAUGAUGCGGCUGUAAAAUUUUAAUUUUUUAUCUUAAAAAUGUAGCUUCUAAGUUUCCUUUUUUUUUCUUCUGAAUGUUAUUAAAUAAAGAUUGGAUUUU
Messenger RNA from Bemisia tabaci, 715 nucleotides. It is a transcript of the gene Polr2D, whose product is annotated as RNA polymerase II subunit D. Gene Ontology annotation, biological process: DNA-templated transcription initiation. NCBI's taxonomy places the organism in Eukaryota, Metazoa, Arthropoda, Insecta, Hemiptera, Aleyrodidae. The record is from RefSeq and is a predicted model, not a curated record. Gene Ontology annotation, cellular component: RNA polymerase complex. Gene Ontology annotation, molecular function: nucleotide binding.